UGUCAGUGUGGAUCAGACGUGGGAAUUACAACCAGGAAUACCACCACAAACAGAGUCGAUAUGUGGUUAAAGAGUACAGCAGCUCUGAGGCGAUGGAGGAAAGAUAUGAGCACAAAACAAAGAUGCACAUCCAGGAAGUGGUAAAGAGAAAGGCAGUGGACAAAUAUGUGCAUGAAGAGCCCAUGAUCAGGGGACCACACUUCCUGUUCAGACUCCGAUCCCACACCGUGUUCGAAAACACUCUAAUCAAAAUCUUCUGUACUGUUGAUGGGUUCCCUAUGCCUACUGUUAAAUGGUAUAAAGAUGAUAUGCUCCUGGACAUGUCUUCUGGAAGGUACCUGGUUGGAUCCAAAGGUGGAGCCCAUUCUCUGGAGAUCCCAAGAUGCUCAACUGAUGACACAGCACUGUACACCGCUGUGGCCGCUAACCUCCACGGACAAGCCUCUAGUCAGGCCGCCAUUAUCGUCAAGAGGUUCAGGGAGGAGGACAAGUUCUGUCCGUAUGCAUGGUAUCCUUUAACAGAUGUCAUGCUACCUCAGAUCCAUUACACUAAAAUCAACAUUGCCUUUGUGGAGAGGUUUGGGCCAGUGUUUGCUACUGAGGGAGAAUCUGCCACCCUGUCUGCUACCAUGACCGUGCACCCAAACCUAAUCCACCUGCAGCCUGAGGCACAGUGGUACAGAGAUGACACUCGUCUGUUUGACUCUAAGUGGGUGAAGAUUGAAACUGGCAGAGGAUUCAGUACCCUGACUCUUCCAAACCUCUACAAAGAAGACGAAGGCCUCUACACCCUCCGCAUGGUCACUAAAGGAGGCAUUGCACAACACAGUGCAUUUGUCUCCGUUACAGAUGGUCCUCCACCAGUCCCCCGUGCACCCGGUGCCCCUAUGGACAUCAAGAUCCACGAUGCCAACAGAGACUAUGCCAUUGUGUCAUGGAAGCCUCCAAAUACAACCACAGAGGGUCCAAUCCUGGGAUACUUUGUGGACAAAUGUGAAUAUGGAACAGAAAAUUGGAUCCAGUGCAAUGAUCAUCCCAUCAAGAUCUGCAAAUACCCAGUUUCUGGGCUGUUUGAAGGCCACUCCUACUACUUCAGAGUGAGAGCAGUCAACUCUCAAGGAAUCAGCAAACCAUCCCGCAUGUCUGAUCCUAUCGCUGCAGUGGACCCCACUGAGUUUGAGAGGCUCCAUGCCAAAAAGCUUGGAGGACUACUGGAUGUUGUGUCUUACCAUUAUGAAGAGGAAGCUGAAGGAAAGCCCCCCGGUGCUCCAUCAGGAAUACAUGCCACAGAAAUAGACAGAACUUAUGUUGUUCUUAGCUGGAAAGCCCCUGCAUAUUCCAGCAAGGCUCCCAUGUGGUACUACAUUGAAAAGUGCUUGGCAGGGAGUGAUGCAUGGCAGCGUGUUACCACUCAGAUCCCUAUUCGAUCCCCACGUUAUGCCGUCUUUGACCUGGCAGAGGGCAAACAAUACGAGUUCAGAGUUUUGUCUGCCAAUAUCCAUGGAAUGAGUGAGCCAUCAGAGCCAAGCAGACCUAUUGAAACUCUGCAACUUAAAGGUGUGCCUUCAGCACCUGGCCAGGUAAUUGCUACAAGGGAAACAGACACCUCUGUCCUUAUCCAGUGGGCUCCACCAAAAGAACCCAACAAUCUGAUUGGCUACUACAUUGACCAAUGUGUCAAGGGGUCCAAAGACUGGACCUCAGCCAAUCAUAAACCUCACAAGAGCACCAGGUUCGUUGUUAGUGGUCUGACCAAAGGAGAAACCUAUGUGUUCCGUGUCCAGGCUAUCAAUGAGCUGGGUCUUAGCGAAGAAUCCCAAGAGUCUGCACCUCUGACUGUCAAGGCUGCUCUCACCAACCCCUCUGCUCCGUACGACAUUGCUCUGCUGAACUGUGACGGCCAUUCAAUGGUUCUGAACUGGAAGAAGCCUCUUCACAACGGAGGAACAGCAAUCAAGGGGUAUUAUAUGGACAAAAGACGUAGCGGAACAAUAAUGUGGAGGGAGAUUCACAUCCCACCACUGAAGGAAAGAUUGUAUAAGGUAGAAGGCUUGACAGAGGGAGCGGCCUAUCAGUUUCAGGUGUAUGCAGCCAACGUGGUUGGCCUCGGACCAGCUUCCGAUCAUUCAGCCAACUUCACCUGUGAGGCCUGGACUAUGCCAGAGCCUGGUCCUGCCUAUGACCUGACUCUAUGUGAGCUGAGAGAUCAUUCAGUGGUGGUUGAGUGGAAAAAGCCUGUCUAUACUGGCUCUGGACCGAUCACAGGCUACCACGUAGAGUACGCAAAGAAGGGCACUUCUCGUUGGACCAUGGCCAACGAGACAGCUGUUAAUCAGCUCUUCCUCAAGGCAACAAGUCUGGAAGAGGGUGAAACCUAUGUGUUCAGAGUGCGUGCAGUCAAUGAAGCAGGAGUGGGUAUGGCCUCAAUGGUCUCUGACCCCAUAACUGCCAAGGCAGUGGAAGGUUGCCAGGAGGUGUCCUGUACGGUCGAUAAGAAGUCAGGUGACAUUGUUCUAUCAUUCGAGUCCUGCCAAAUGAACGAGGGCUCUCAGUUCAUCUGGAAGAAAGAUUAUGUAGAAAUCACAGAUUUCUCUAAAGGAUCAGAGAUUAAGACUGAAGGCAACCACUCUAAGCUGAUCUUUAAGAACCCAGAUAAAGAAGACUUUGGGACGUUCUCUGUUUCUGUCACCAACACAGAUGGUGUUUCAUCCAGCUAUACAAUAUCUUCUGAAGAGUUGGCAAAAAUGCUGGCACUCAGCUACGACAUCAGACAUCCAAUUAUCCCCCUGAAGUCAGAGUUGGACUAUAAGAUUUUGGAGAGAGGCAGAAUGAGGUUCUGGCUUCAGGCUGAAGAGAUUUCACCCAAAGUCACCUACAAAUUCUAUGCAAAUAACAAGGAACUGUCUGGAGCUGCUCCCAACAAGAUGGGUCAUGACGUCUCUACAGGUAUCAUUGAGUUCAUCAUGGACCAUUUCACUGGGGAGAAUGAGGGCACGUAUACCUGCCAGAUCACAGAUGGAGGGGGCAAAGCACAGAGCUCACUGGUUCUGAUUGGAAACGUUUUCAAGGUAGCUCUGGCUGAGGCAGAAUACCAGAGGAGAGAGUACAUCCGAGUCAAAGAAGGUCCCCACUUCAGCGAGUUCCUGUCACUUCAGGUUGGAGACGACUGCUCCGUCACCUUGGUCUGCAAGGUUGCUAACUUGAAGAAAGAUUCCCAGUUCCACUGGUACAGAGAAGAAACAGAAAUCAUCCCUGAUGUGAAGCCUGACCUUGGAUCAGGAGUCUGUAAACUCCCAAUUAAACAGUUUUCACAGAAGACAAUUUAUAGGGCCACUAUCAGUGAUGCCAGAGGAAAAGAUAUGAGCCAAAUUGACAUCUCUGGAAAAAUCUUUGACGAUGCCAUAAACAAGCUGAGCAAACUGGCUGGGGCUAGCGCAUCAGAGCUGGUGAUUAACGGCACAGCAACAGGCAUUCAGCUGCAGUGUCACAUGAAGUAUUACACCUCAGAGAUGAACAUCACCUGGUAUCAUGGUGAUGCUAAACUCCUCCCUAGUGACAAGUUUGUGAUUGGAGGAACCCCUGCUAUGGCAACAAUGGAGGUGAUUGAACCAGUGGAGAAGGAUAAAGGAAUCUACACCAUCGUGAUCACUGACCCAGAAAAUGAACAUAAACGCUCAGUGACCCUCACUGGUGAUGUCUAUGAGAAGGCCUAUGCUGAAUUCCAGAAACUCAAGGCUGAAGACUAUGCUGAAAAACAUCGUGGUAAGGUUGUGGGAGGGCUGCCUGAUGUGGUCACCAUCAUGGAAAAGAAGACUCUGAGUUUAACAUGUACUGUCUGUGGGGAUCCCAAACCUCAAGUCUCUUGGCUGAGGGGUGGAGCAGAGGUCGACCCUGAUGAGAAGUACGUGAUCUCCAUGGACCAGGGCAAGUUUGCCAGUCUGACGAUCAAAGGUGUUUCCAUGGAGGAUUCUGGCAGAUAUAGCAUGAUCAUCCAGAACAAAUAUGGAGGAGAGUCUGUGGAUGUAGUGGUGAGUGUUUACCGCCAUGGAGAGAAAAUGCCUGAUGUAAAACCCACUGUGAUUCCUAAAACAAUCAUCCCUCCUAAACUCCCCAUCGAGAUCCCCCAGCCCAUCACCCAGCCUUCUCCUAGUCCUGCUCCCAGCCCGGCCACUCCUAAGGCUGCACCAGGAAGAGGUGUGAAGAGCCCCACUGCUAGGAGAAGAUUUUAAAUAUCAAAUUGAAUAAUUAUAUUAAAAUUAUUACAUUAAAUGGCGCUAACACACUUGGCGUUGAAUUAGAGUGCCAGGAAAACCUUGAAAGCCAAAACAGUAACUGUACUGCUAAGA
This is a messenger RNA of Monopterus albus (swamp eel), 4346 nucleotides long. It is a transcript of the gene myom2b, whose product is annotated as myomesin 2b. The coding region runs from base 93 to 4229 and encodes 1378 amino acids. Gene Ontology annotation, cellular component: M band. Gene Ontology annotation, biological process: sarcomere organization. Gene Ontology annotation, molecular function: protein binding. Lineage: Eukaryota; Metazoa; Chordata; Actinopteri; Synbranchiformes; Synbranchidae. The record is from RefSeq and is a predicted model, not a curated record. The transcript has 38 exons.